AGAGAGCGAGAGAGAGAGAGAGAGAGAGAGAGAGAGAGCUGAUACAGUACACAUGUCACAGGGAGCUUCUUUCCUGCACUCAGCAAUGGCUGUGUUUUAUAUUCAUGUUGGCCCCAGUGGCUUUCCAAAGUGAAGUACCGUUAUUCUUUAGCGAAGAAACGAAACUUACAAGAUGGAUAUAAGAGAGUGAGAGAGUGUGAGAGAGCGAGAGCGAGAGAGAGAGAGAGCACCAAAAUUCCGAGUUCUGGGUAAAGUUUUUGUCCGUGAUUUAAAAAAAUGACAAGCGGCUGUCAGAAAGGGGAAGAUGUGCAGCGUCACAGUGUGUGUACCAGGUUAUUUCUGCUUGUCACAUCCAGAGAUGAGGCGUUCUCAGCCCAGGAUCUCCACCAGUCUACAUGGAGCUGCCCUGUCCCCAGUAACUCAGCUGCGGUUGGUGCUGGUGGGCAGAACAGGUUCAGGUAAAAGUGCCACUGGAAACACCAUUUUGGGUAAAAAAUGUUUCCCAUCUAAACUGUGCAUGGACUCAGUGACAAAGCAAUGCCAGAAGGAAUGUGGAGUAGUCCAGGGGUGGAGCCUGGCUCUGACUGACACUCCUGGCUGGUUUGACACCUCCCUCCAGCAAAGUGAUAUAACACAGGAAGUGCUAAGAUGUUUGGCCAUGUGUUCACCUGGACCACAUGCAUUUCUGCUCAUCAUACCAAUCGCUCGCUUCACAGAGGAGCAGCAGCAGACUGUAAAUAUGAUUGAGGAAACUUUCGAGGAGAACAUCAGUGACCACACAAUCAUCAUAUUUACCCGUGCAGACGAGCUGGAAGGAGAGCCAAUUGAGGAUUUUAUAUCAAAACAGGACAAACGAAUCCAGGAUCUUAUUGCACGAUUUGGUGGGCGUUUCUUGGCUUUCAACAACAAGAACCCAGAGAAUGGGGACCAGGUGAAACAGCUCCUGAAGAAGCUGGAUGAGCUGCUGGAACAGAACGAGUGCCGUCACUUCACCAACCAGAAAACGGUGGUUGUAGAGAAGGCACUAGUAAUGUUGGAACAGAAAAAGCAAGAAAAACUAGCUGAAGCAAUUAAGAAGGCCAAGCAGGAAGUAAGGCAGGUGGCUGAAUGUCGCCGGGCCAACAUCAUUAAAGCCCUGGAGGAGAAGAAGCAAGAGAUAGAAAAAUGCAUGUGUCGCGUCCAGGAACAAAUCCACAAUUUAACAGAAGAAAUUACCAAAGAAAAUGAAAACCUUUAUAAAGAUUCACAAAGGCUGCAGGCGCUGCAUGAAUCUCUACAUAGUGCAAGAAACAGCCUCAGAAAUCUGGAGGAAGAGAAGGAGUUAAAGAUAAAGGAAAGUGUAGAAGAGAAAAGGGAACUGGAAAUAUGGAUCAAGGUGGAAGAGCAGAUAAGAGAGCAAGAGGAGAGAGAAAAGGCUUCAAAUGAGGAUGAACACAAAUGUUAUUACGAUGAAAAAUAUUUCACUAUUCUGAAGUACCUCGUCCUUUUUUUGGGAGGCGCUGGAGCUGGACUUUGGUUGGCACCUGCACUUUUUGUCACUGCAGCACCUGUAGGACUGGCAGCAGAGUUAACUGCACUGCUCGGACCAGAGCUUGCAGCCGCUGUGAUGGCAGCAGCUACAAAAGCAGCUCCUUUAAUGGGUGCAGCAGCAAAGGUAGUUCCAUUGGUAACUAGUCUUUGUUCCAUUCAGUAACACAAAACCAAAACAUCUUAUCAUGUAAGUUUGGAAAAAUCUGUCAUAUUGUCAUCCUCUAGUCCAGAAUCCGUGCUCUAAAUUAUUAUCAUCUUGUGGACCAUGACUGAAUUGAAAGCUAGUAUCUGUUUUUCUACUAGAGGGUAAAAUAGACCAAUAAACUGAUCAGUAAAAUUGUAUAAGCAAGCUCCAAAUUUUACAUAUCAGCCUAAUUCAUCAGUCCUUUUCCUAAUUAAUUCCAUGUAUUAGUCCAAUAUUUAAUCCCAAAUUAAAUCCAUUUCAGUUCCAGUUUGCAACAUUAGAAAAUAUGGAAAGGUUCAAGAGGGUAAAUAUUUAUGCAAGACAUUGUCUGGUAAAACCAUAAAUUGGAAAUGAAAAUGGUAAUGAAUUGUGUUUGUAGGUGAUACAUAUUCAAUCUGGCCCAUUUGACAUUGGACUAAGUGUAAUGUGGCCUGUUACCUAAAAUGUGUUUAACACCCAUUCUCUAGUCUGUGUGGUGGCAUUAUCUUAUAUCAGAGGCUUGAAGUGUGUAGGAAAUAUAAGAAAAUGUAUGUCUUUAUUACAGUCAUAAUCUGUUUUAUUAUUCAUUUUUGCACAUACUAAUCAUAGUCAGUUUACUGCUUGCAUUCUUCUCCAUCUAGUACAAAAAACAAAUCUGUUUUUGUGCUUUUCCUUAAAGCAAUAAUUAAAAUAUAUUUUUACUUCUAACAAGAAAAGCAAUUCGGUCACUAGAACUGUAAUUCUGAAUUCUUCUAUGUUAAUAUACUACUAUUAUGUACACAUUACAGUAAUCAGAUACAUAAGUGUGUUUCCAUGUAACAGUUCGUAGAUCAUUGAACUGAUAAUGUAUCCUUUAAAACAAAAUACAUUUGAUAAUCUUCCAUUUUGUCCCCCAUCGUUCUCUGAGUAUUACAGCGUGGUGAAAAUACUUUAUUUUGAGCUCUUUAGUUGUGUUGCUAUUGUGGAUGAUUAACAGAAACAAAAGCGUUCCAUUCAGCAUUUUGUUCUUAGGUUUCUUUCAAAAGGGUGAUACCAAGAAAGCAUUUCACCAAACACUGAGAAGUGGAAAUGGCACAAUGAGGUAUGGAUGUGCAGUUGUAGAAACAUGAAUGUUUCCUUUGGUUUGGGGGAAAAUUCGGUUAAUAUAGUUUGCAGAGGUGGGUAGUAACGCGCUACAUUUACGUCUUUACAUUUACUUGAGUGACUUUUUGAAAAAAAAAAAUUACUUUUAAGAGUAGGUUUAACUGGCCAUACUUAUACUCUUACUCAAGCUCAUUUUUAAUCACAGAAAUGUACUUUUACUUCACUACAUUUUGUGACGUUACUCUGUUACUGUUAAAUGUUAAUGAAUAUAUGUAGUUUUAAUAAUUAGUUCAUAUCACGUAUAAUGAUGACCCAUAAAGAGGUUGAGAGUCUCGCGAUACUCUGCAGUGGUCUGAAUGUGUCUGCAACAAGCGUUUUUAUUAGCUGGCUCAGUCCUGGAAGAUAAUGCAAAGCUGAGUACCUUAGAGAGGCAGAAUCUUUCAGAAGUAAAGAUGGGAUGGAAUCUGGAUGGAAGCAUAUGUUGCUGUAAAACCUGUAUAUACCUUUCAGCAUUGAUGUUCCCUUUCCAGAUGUGCAAGCUGCCCAUUACAUAGGCACUAAUGCACCCCCAUACCAUCAGAGAUGCAGGAUUUUGAACUGAGUGCUGAUAAAAAGCCGGAUGGUCCCUCUCCUCGUUAGUCCUUUUGUAAGCGUCCAUGGUUUCCAAAAGGAAUUAAAAAUUUCGAUUCAUCUGACCACAGAAUAAUGCAAAUCAUUGCAUUCUGUUUUUAUUUACAUUUUACACAGCGUGCCAACUUUUUUGGAACCGGGGUUGUAUAUUGAAAACUUUUUAUAGCACUUUUAUUGAGUGCAUCUUGUGUUUUCAUUUAUAUGUUGGUUUUCAUCACUUUCUCUCAUGAGUAAAAAUCGUCUGCAAACCAUAGUUAGUUUGUGCCAGAGGCUAUCUGUCUAUGCAACUUGAAAUUUUCAACUGAUUUUUCAUUCAUGUUAUUCAUUAGGUCUUUAUGAGUAGAUGAAUUUAUAUUGACGCAUGAUGCAUUAUCUUUUAUGUAUGUUUUAAUAUGUUUUAGCAUUUGUUUAAAUGUUUAGACAUGUACUUUAAUGUAUCUGUUGUGUGUUGUAUUAAGCCCUGUGCUAACUGCUCCUGGGGGGAUUAAUAAAGUUGUAAACUAAGCUAAACUAAA
Messenger RNA from Ictalurus furcatus (blue catfish), 3921 nucleotides. RefSeq names its product GTPase IMAP family member 7. The coding region runs from base 305 to 1693 and encodes 462 amino acids. The record is from RefSeq and is a predicted model, not a curated record. Gene Ontology annotation, molecular function: GTP binding. The transcript has 3 exons. NCBI's taxonomy places the organism in Eukaryota, Metazoa, Chordata, Actinopteri, Siluriformes, Ictaluridae.